CUAUUCGGAAAGCUAUACAACGUCGCACGCUACGAUAUAAGUACAAUAGCGAGACUGCAAAAACUAUUUUAUUGUACUUCUCUGUUUGUACUUCUCCACUUGUUUACUAUGGCACUGAUUGCGACGAAAUUGGGCAACGACUCGAAAACUUAUUGCAUCGUCGGCACAGCACUGAUACAUCAAGCGGAACCGGAACCCAAAAUAGGAAGGAUUAUCAUCUAUCACUACGAGGAUGGAGCCCUCACUCAAGUUAGCGAGAAGGGAAUCAAGGGCGCGUGCUAUUCUCUCAUUGAGUCUAACGGCCGUGUAUUGGCCAGCAUCAAUUCAACUGUACGAUUGUAUGAGUGGACUGAUGAUAAGAAUUUGCGACUUGAAUGUAACCAUUUCAAUAACGUGUUGGAAUUAUAUUGUAAAACCAAGGGAGACUUCAUUUUGGUGGGUGAUUUGAUGCGCUGGAGGGCCGCAACAACGGACGACGAACGACAGCAAAUGCCAGAGGUUGCUCAAUUCCAUCUCGUUAAUAUGAUGAAUAUAUUCCGCCACGGUUCGCUCGUGAUGGAAAACAUUGGUGAGCGUACGACGCCGACAACGGGCUGUUUGUUAUUUUGGUCAGCUAUCGGUCUGGUCACACAAAUAUCACCUGAUUAUGAAUUCCUUCGAAAGUUACAAGAAAGUUUGACUGACACUAUCAAAUCUGUUGGCAAGAUUGAUUAUUCGUAUUGGCAUAGUUAUCAUACCGAAAUGAAAACGGAACGUUGCGGGGAAUUUAUUGAUGGAGACCUUAUAGAAGGUUUUUUAGAUUUAAGUCGGGAAAAAUGUACGAUGUAUUGGGAUUGCAGAUCGACGUGGAUAGAACUGAGAAGGAGUGGUGGCCGAAGAUGAUAUAAUCAAUAUUGUAGAAGACCUAACAAGAAUACAUUAGGAUGUCCAGUGUUGAUGAAUAUUAUUCAAUCGAUGCUAUCAGUUGUUUUCUGACACAAAUGCUGGGGAACCGAGAUAUUACAAAUUUUUCUAAAAAAGUUUAAUGAUAAUUCAACUCAUUAAGAGACAGCUGGACGGACAAUAGAACCAGAUCGAGCUAAGCUCGUGAAUUUCAGCAUUCCUCGCGAAGAAUUAUUUUAUGUUUGUUGGAUAAUA
Molecule: messenger RNA, 1137 nt
Organism: Toxorhynchites rutilus septentrionalis
Lineage: Eukaryota; Metazoa; Arthropoda; Insecta; Diptera; Culicidae
Product: DNA damage-binding protein 1-like
Exons: 3
Coding region: 109-882 (257 amino acids)
Biological process (GO): proteasome-mediated ubiquitin-dependent protein catabolic process; DNA repair
Cellular component (GO): site of double-strand break; nucleus
Molecular function (GO): protein binding; nucleic acid binding
Source: RefSeq, a predicted model, not a curated record